Cladophialophora immunda is the source of this 1275-nucleotide messenger RNA. RefSeq lists its product as uncharacterized. Gene Ontology annotation, molecular function: serine-type endopeptidase activity. The transcript has a single exon. The coding region runs from base 1 to 1275 and encodes 424 amino acids. NCBI's taxonomy places the organism in Eukaryota, Fungi, Ascomycota, Eurotiomycetes, Chaetothyriales, Herpotrichiellaceae. The record is from RefSeq and is a predicted model, not a curated record. Gene Ontology annotation, biological process: proteolysis.
AUGGUCCAAGAACUCGCGAAUGAAAUUUACAAUCACAGCAUAGCGGGAGACUUCACCACGCGUCGGCCAGGGGGAUAUGACAGCAGUCUCGCCGCCGGUGCGGACCGGUUUAUAUGGGAGAAUCCGGAGAUGCUGGUUGUUGUCGCGGCUGGCAACUCUGGCCUUAAGGAAAGCCCUUACGGUCAAAUACAGGAUGUAGCAGUUGCUAAGAACGUCUUGACGGUAGGUGCCUGCGAAACAAAAAAUCCUUUGAAAUGGCGCCCAGAGGGCGGAGGGCAGCUCAGGUACCACAGGUUUUGUCGAGAUGGCAACCCGAGCAAAAUGGCCUCCUUCAGUAGCCGUGAUCCAGCAUACACGAACAACUCCAUUGUGCACCAACCUCCGUUUCGCUGGAAGACCGACGUUGUUGCACCCGGUGUCGCCAUCUUGUCCACCAAAGCCCGUGGCAGAGCCGCUCUGGGUUCGAAAUUCGGUUCCUCGUGGGACGACGAUUAUUUCUUCGACAGUGGAACCAGCAUGGCCGCGCCCAUGGUGGCUGGAGCUGCAGCACUUCUGCGUGAGGCAAUUCAGGAAAGACGCGGAAUUACACAACCAAGUGCUGCGCUGCUCAAAGCGAUCCUUAUCAAUACAACCGAUGACCUCAAAACCAGCGACGACCCUGCUGCCUCGCCCCCCCGAGCAAUGCCAGCGGAUGGAGGCGGGGCUCCAGCUCCAGCUCCAGCUCCAGGAUCAUCAUCAGGAGGAGCCGCCCGACCCGCUCCGCCGAGUGUAAAUCCGGCUCCUGACGCCGUUCAAGGCUUUGGCCGCGUUAACAUCCCUAGAGCCAUCCUACUUGCCAUGGACACCAAAGUGGGUACCUGUUAUGACCGCCAAUCCAUCACGGCCGACAUUCCGGGCGGUCUCCCUCUCGCAUCGUCGGAGUUGGAACCGGCAGGCUCUAGCCAUCGGUACACACUCCCAAUACCCCCGGGUGUCACGUCAACAUUGGCGGUGACAAUGUGCUAUGCAGACAGCCCAGGCACGGCCUUGCAGAAUGUCAUCUCCCUCAAAGCAACCUCUGGCGCCAUGACUCAUUAUGGAAACGACACCGCCUACCAAGUUCCCGACAUUAGGCCACCCCUCAAUACGCCCGACCAACGCAACAACGUCCAAAAAAUUGUAUGGGAUCGUGUUCCAGGUACCGUUGAAGUGGUGGUGUGGUGCUCUCAUUUCGAUCCUUCCGGAGCCAGGCCCUUGACCUUCGCAAUCGCUUGGAUCAUAACGACGAGGACUUAG